Messenger RNA from Zingiber officinale, 2109 nucleotides. Its product is annotated as golgin candidate 2-like. Gene Ontology annotation, cellular component: Golgi cisterna; Golgi membrane. The record is from RefSeq and is a predicted model, not a curated record. Bases 86 to 1963 code for a protein of 625 amino acids. The transcript is spliced from 10 exons. Gene Ontology annotation, biological process: Golgi organization; retrograde transport, vesicle recycling within Golgi. NCBI's taxonomy places the organism in Eukaryota, Viridiplantae, Streptophyta, Magnoliopsida, Zingiberales, Zingiberaceae.
UUGAAUGCCACCGAACGAGAGCGAUAACCCGUAUAAAUAAAUCCGAACACACAAACAGGGUCCUCCAGUCCUCCACAGACCGGCCAUGGCGAAUUGGAUCUCCUCCAAGCUCAAGGUUGCCGAGUCCAUCCUCCAACAGAUCGAUCAGCAAGCGGCCGAGUCGCUGGGCAAGGGCGACGGCUCCGCACUCCCCACCGGCGCUGUCCCCGAAGAGAUCUCCCAGAAGGCCGACCAGUCUCGCCCCCUCAAGUACCAACUGCCCAAGAAGGCGUCGCCGCCGUGGCACUCGCCCGGUGUUGCUGCUCAGGUCAGCGCGCCGCCAUCUCCGAGCGUUACCAGGCCGUCCGCGGCGGACGAAGAUUGGACCGAGAUCCUCAGUUCCUCCGAUCCGGUCAACUCGCCUCUCGGCACUACCCUCGGCGGAGGGAGCAGAAAGGCGGCUGCGUUGCCCUCGUCCGUCGACAGGGGUGCUCGUAAGGGAUCUGGUGGUUUCGUGAAGCCUACCGGGAAAGCAGAGGUUGCCGACCGUGGUGAAUCUGUUGCCGAUAAUGCACCUGGAGAUGGGGAUCGGCCCUCCCGCAGGUCUUCUAGCUUGUUGGAUUUGACGAAGGAAUUGUUUAAGCAAGAAUUCCACGGAGGUGCUGGCGAUCAUAGUCCGUCUCGUAGUUCUGAUGCAGAUUCUAAAAUCUUAAAUGUGAAGAAGAGUGCUGAAACUGGUGAUGGUAGUAAUAGUAAGAACAUGGAUGUCAGACCUUCAGGUGCUCAUGUUCAGUCGAGAAGCUCUUCUGAGAGUGCUGAGGAAUCAAGUGAUUCGGUUUCGACAUCAGAUUCAGAUGAGGAAAUAAGGUUGAAGAGGGAAGAGAGGAGGAGAAAGAAAGAACAAAUGCUAGCUGAGAAAAUGGCGGCUGUUGCUGCAGAGGCCAUCAGGGAACGGGAAAAUAUUGUUGCCAGGUUAGAGGGUGAGAAGCAGAGUUUGGAGAAAAUACUUGAGGAGCGCGAGAAAAAACAAGCACAGGAGGCCUCAGAAUUGCAGAUGAGUAUGUUUCAAACUAUGGAAGCAGUUGAAAGAGAGAAGCGGAAGCAUAACAGUACAAUGAUGGAAGCAAUAACUCUGUUGGCUGAGCUUGAGACUGUAAAUGCUGAGCUAGCUACAUCUCUAGCAACAGCUCAAAUAACGCUGGAAAGAGAAGUAACUAAGGUGGGAGAACUUCGUCAACAAGUUGAGCUAAAAGAGGUUGCUAUUGAAGAACACAGAAGGAGCAUCUUGAAGAUUCAACAGAAUUCCCCUUCUCUAGAUGAAGCAGUAUCAUUACAAAAUUCCCAAAUCAAACAAGAAAUUCUUGAUGCUGAAUACUCGUUUGUAUGUGAAAAAUUGUCAAAAUUAAAGGACAAGGCAAAGAUGCUGGAAGAGAAUGUGGAAAUGAUGAGAAGAGGCAUCACACGCCCAACUGAAAUUGAGAUUGAACUUAAGAAGAGGCUCGAACAACUAACUGAUCGAUUGAUACAGAAGCAGUUACAGGUUGAGUCUCUUUCCUCUGAGAAAGCUACAUUGGUGCUUAGGAUCGAGACAGUUUCGAGAUUACUCGACGAAGAUGAACUUCCACUGCAAUCAACUGAUCUCGCACAAAUUUCAGAUGCAACCGGUUCAUUCGAAAUGGCCGACAUCGAGUCUGGAAAAUGGCGUCCGUCUAAUUCAUCUUUUCAACCAGUAAUCAUCCGCGACAAAAUAAGAGCUGGGCAGAGGCAAUUAGGAUCAGUUCUUCGACAAUUGGAUAUCGUAUUCUCCAUCGGCAUGGUAUACCUGAGAAGAAACCAGAAGGCCCAGCUUUUGGCGUUUCUUUAUCUCUUAUGCCUCCAUUUUUGGGUGUUCUUCAUAUUGAAUUCUAGUUCCCAUAUUUCAGACGGCACUAAAUCCGGUGCUGUUUUCUCUCUAGAAACCAUCAAUAACACAUCCAACCCCUGAUGGCCUUUUCCAUGCCACACAUCAUCGUUAUAUGAUGUAUAUCCCAUUUGAUAUGCGGAUAUUGCUUAAACAAAAUCCUUUUAUUUUUUUUCCAUUUUUAAUAUAUUUUUUGUACAUUUGAUGAAUGUAGAGGCAUUUUCGCAGUA